ACACAAGACAGCCUACUUCAAACUGGAACGGUAGAAUAAUGUCUUGCGAAGAAUCUGCCGCUACCAAAUCGUUAAAGGGAAAGAUGGUCAAAUAUUGCAUGAACGCAAUGAGAAAGCGAACGGUCGACGAACAGCUUGGCGAUUUUUCGGCGAUCAUGGAAUGUCCGUUUGACCUGAAAAUCGUGUAUAACCGGACCGGAUUGGAAGCCAGUUGCAGCGUCGGAUCGCUGAGCUCUUCGGUCACCGGUUCGGACGAAUCGACGUGUGUACGCCGGUGCAAACAGGACGUAUUGCACAAGCUUAAAGUGUUUUGCGCCUACACCAAUGACGGUGCACGGCAAUUGUCAUCGGAUUGGCAGGCUAGAAGCAACAACGGUCCUGAAUCGAGUAGCGAGACGCAAGAUGUUUACUCCGAGGUCGAAUUGUCCAAAGAACGAGUGACUGGAAAAGCUGCGAGGAAAGCCUUCGACCAGAAUAUUGUACUGGUCGACCCAGAGAUGGAUAUCCCGAACGAGAUUUGCGAGUUCAUGGACAGAAAUGAGUGCCCGCUGGUCCUCACGAUCAGUUAUUUACCAGCGGAAUGGACAAUGAUCUUGGAAUGCGAACCGUACAGUGCUUCGACUAACGGUUCCAUUAAGUUGACGUGCAUGCAGCAGAGCAAAAUUCUUCUGUUGCACGAAUUGAAUGCGUUCGUCACCAACGAAAACAUAGUCAAUGGAGAAUUCGUGAACUCAGACGAUACUCCCCUUACUGUAGUCGCCAAUGAUAAUGAAAACGACUCACAAGAAGAUAAGCUACGAAAGCUGAGCGACUACGAAAUAUCUCUUGGAAACGUGUCCAACGAGUCGGUAUCGACGGUAAGACCCCGGGAAGUUUUGGAUGACUCGGUAGUUUCUGUGGUAGAAUCGGAUCGCAUCAUCUCCAAUCAACGGUGCGACCCGCCGAGUCGAAAUAAGAUAAACGUAACGGCCGUAGAGCCGGUCACUCGAUCUCAGGAAACCGCGAACCGUACAUCAGUUUCCACGGAGUUUUCUGUGACCAGGUCCAAUGAGCAGCCAAGUAUAUCUAGCAAUAUCCUUGAACCGCACGAGUGACAGGAAUACGUCAGCAGAGCUUCUGAGGUUUUGAAAAAUGUGACGUUGUACACGUUUCAAGAGAACGCCACAGAAUUUUUCAAUAUACUCGUGCAAACGAAUCGCGCGAACCGACUUCACAUGAAGAUGAUUACCGACUGCUUAGUGUCAAAUGCGAUUGACAAGCUUGAAAACUGCGCUUUAUACGCGACACUAUGUUGCGACGCGAUCGAAAAAGCUUGUGUAGACUCGAGGAGAACCGUAUGUCAAGGGUUGUCGAGCGCGUUCAAAAUUGAGUUGAUAAAAUCCUGCAGAAACGUGUUGAUUGAAGGCGGAGUAUUGCCCCGGAUGGGAACAUCGCGACAACACCAGGACCCUGCGCGAUCGGAACAGAUAUUUGAUAUAAAAGUUCAUGACCGUACGCAAGGAACGUGCAGGCUUUUGGGUGAGCUGUUCGUGCGAGGCCAAAUGUUCAAAACCGUAAUGAAUACCGUCGACACGUUCAUGCAGAUACACGACGCGCAUUCGUUGGAGUGUCUCUGCGUUUUAUUAAUCAUAAUCGGACCAAAGCUCGAAAAAAUCAUCGAUGUCUCAAGACUAUACAAAAAACUGAAGAGCUACUCGAUCGCCGGGUACGCAGAAAACACUCCUCUGUCUCCGCGAACAGUACACAUGAUCGACAUUGUUCUGAACGUGCGAAUGUGUUACACGAAUGGUUCGAAUUCACGGUGAGGUGAUUUUGCCGAAGGACAGACCAGGAAGGCCGGCAAUCGCCGUCAUCGGUAAGUGCUGUUAAAGGAUCGUCGUGCGAAUCGCAUCUCCGGCGAAAUUUCACGAUACACCGAAACCCGUCAUCUACUGCGACAUCUGCACAACGUCACGGGAAACAAUGCGUGCGCAUACCGGACCGUCUCUCUUUUGGACAACUCCUCCAACUGGGCUGCGGUCACCAGCUUCGCGGUAGACGUGAUAGUCGCCAAAGGGAACGCGGAACGUGAGAGAUUUUUUAAAAAUUAUAUUACUUAAGUGACCGCCUUUAUUUUGUAUAUAGUUGGCUUAUUCGUUUUUUCAUACUGCCCAUAACUCUCCGUAGAAUAUGCACAUCGUUGGCUGUAAUUGCCCGUCUAUUGUUUUCUUCUAAUUCUUAUAAUAUAUAUGACCUAUUAGUAAACACUUGAGAUUUCAAAAAACUACAAAAAGAAAUCAGUUAAAUCGGUAGAACGUGGUGGUCAAGCAAUAUCACCACUGCGCGAAAUCACACGAUAGAUGUGACUUUAACAUCUGAACGAUUGUGGAAGUAUUGAACAACUUGUUGCCGGCUGAAUUAUAUUGAUUAGGAGUACAAGAUCACGAAUUUUACUGUAAUUUAUUUUUUGUUUCAGAUUAGUCACAUACAUUGCAAGUUCCGGAUAUUAAAUUUAUUAAAUCGAUUGAUAUAUACGUACGGCAGAAAGGAUUUUCAAUACAUAUUUUAACGUUUAUACCGAUUAGAAAUGUCAUAGUUUAAAGGAGAUAUUGUUACUUUAAGUGUAUAGGUUCGUGUUUUCCAUGCGUAUUUCAUCCCACGUUAAUAUUAUUGUUGAUUGGGAAUUAAAAUCAAAUUUUAACUUUUUUCUUAUUUUUAAUGAACAAUUGACUGUAUUGUUUAAGUAAUAUAGACUUAAUUCGGAUUAUGCUAACGUGAAAUCAUUGGUUCGAUGGUUGAGAAACGGUGUAAAAAUUCUAAUAUCGACCGAUUACCGCAACUUCUUUGUGUCACCCUCCUAUUCCAUUGCAUCGUUCUCGCUCCAGCACCUGACUAUAGUGGUUGUAACGUCUGCGCAGCUGGUGUCUUCUCGUGGAGAUGAAGAUACCUGAUACAAUUACACAACUAUUUCCUAACAAGUGUCGUUGAUAGAAGAUCUCGGAAAAUCCCUUCGGAAAGAAAAAUAAAACACGUUAGAAAAAUGUAUUAUGUUGCUGUGUAGCAUCGAUAAAGGAAACGUUAUAUUACAUGAGAUUUUGUAAUUUCACCGAUCUUGUCAGCCUCGAUAAAGGAAAUGUUAUGUGAUUUAGUCGUUUCGCCGAUGUUGUCAAUGCAGUUGUGUAAUGGAUAAUUUUAUGGUGUUGGCUGAUGACAAUCAUGACGUAUUAAAAUUAGAUCGCUUUCAUCUGCAUGCCAAAAUUAAAACGCAACUGUACCGAAGAAAAACCAAGUCCCCGAUAAACGUGUCAACUGUCAAUUUUGAUAUUUCCGCACGAUAAGCAAACGUCGCCGA
Molecule: messenger RNA, 3331 nt
Organism: Sipha flava (yellow sugarcane aphid)
Lineage: Eukaryota; Metazoa; Arthropoda; Insecta; Hemiptera; Aphididae
Exons: 11
Coding region: 39-1094 (351 amino acids)
Source: RefSeq, a predicted model, not a curated record